AACUUUUAAUUUAAUUGGCAUUGUCGGCGUCGCGAAAAUUGUGUCGUAAGUCGUUUUCAGUCGUUCCCUAUUGUUUUCGCGAAGUGACUGUGUGAUAAACGUUCGGCAAGAUGGGCGCAUCUCAAUCGAGAUACAAUUUCGACAAUUCGCGAUACAGAAACAGAAGAGAUUCCGACGAUUUCGAAACCCCUUUAGGCUAUCAGGUGGAAUACGCGAAAAGCUCUCGGGCCCACUGCUGUUUAUGCAAGCAACGUAUCGAAAAGGAGUCCCUCAGGCUCGGCAUUAUUGUUGAGAGUCCCUUUCAUAAGGGAACAAUACCCAGAUGGUAUCACUUCCCAUGCUUCUUUUCACUAGAACAUGAAGAACAUAUCUCGACCUAUAAAUUAGUUGGCUUCAAUGAGAUUCGCAAUGAAGAUCAAGCUGCAAUUCGAGAGAGACUUAGCUUAGCAGAUUUUAGAGUGGAAUAUGCCAAGUCUGGCAGGGCCACCUGUGUAGGAUGUCAUGAAAAGAUAAUAAAAGGCGAAACAAGAAUAGGGAAGAAGGAUUAUGACGCCGAGCAGGCAAUGAGGUUUAAUGGUUUCGUCGACAGAUGGUAUCAUGUGGAGUGCUUCGCGCAAUUAAGAGAUGCUUUGGGAUAUAAUGGGCAAGGAAUUGAGCUUCCAGGUGCCGGACAACUCUUGAAAGAAGAUCUAGAGAAACUCAAGGCUUUGUUGUCCAAAAAUAUUCAGGAUGAUAUGCCAUCGCCCCCUAAAAAAUUUAAGAUUGAACCAGAAGACAUGGAAUUGAUGAAGCAAAUUGAAGAGCUGUACGCUAUAAAGAAUCAAAUAUCGCGUCUCGAAAAGAAAGAUAUGGUUGCGUUAUUGGCAAAAAAUAAUCAAGAGGUUCCAGCUGAUACAUCAGAUAUCAUAAAUUUUUUGUCUGAUAUGUUGUAUUUUGGAGCUCUACAACCCUGUCCACAAUGUCAAAGACAACUCAUAUACGACUCUGGUUUGGGUUAUAAGUGUAUUGGCAAUGCAACGGAAUGGUAUAAAUGCGAGUACGUUACACAAGAUCCAGAGAGAAAAGAAUGCGAAAUACCAAGUGAAAUGAAGGAAAAUUUUCCAAUUCAAUCAUACACAUCUAUAGUGAGAAAACGAUUGCUUGAAGUAAAUAUGCCAUCAUCGUCAAGUUCCGUUGAAAGAGUUGUAGCCAAAAAUUGGGAUGGACAAAUACCCAGAAUACAAGGAAGGCCACGUCCGUUGAAAAAUAUGCAGUUUGUUAUAAUAGGUCGUACAAACAAAGAUAAGAAGGAAUUGAAAAAGGAUAUUUUACUGUUGGGUGGUACUGUUAUAACAAAAAUCCAUCAAAAUCUGACUGCUGUAAUUUCGAAUGAAACGGAGGUUAAAAAAAUGAAUAAGAGAAUGAAGGAUGUUCAGGCACACAACGUUCAGGUAGUAACAGAAGAUUUUAUAGAAGAAGCGAAAAAGCAUAGAGACGCUCCCGUCAUGCUCCUAAGAGAGAAAACUAUUUCUAGUUGGGGUAGCGAUAUUAAUGCUCGACUUUCUGACGUAAUCGCAAAAUCCCCAUCUGAGGUUGUGAAUAUUUAGAAUAUAUAACGCAUAAAAAGUGUAAUGUUCAAGUUUAUGUCCUAUUUUUUUUUAACUUUGUGAGAUUACAUUUCAUUUGCUGAUUAUUAGUUUAAGAUAUUAUAUUAAUUCCAGUGAAUACUUCAUUAUGACCAAAACUUCAUAAAACUUUUAACUUUAAAUGAUAAUUUUUUGUUUUGUGUAGUUGCAUGUUUACGCGCACAUUUGAUUACGCGCACAUUUGAUUACGCGCAUAUUUGUUCAAGCGUAUAUUUGUUUACGCAUAUAUUAUUUACAUGCAUUUUGUUUUCAUGUAUUGUCUUACUAAAGUGUUUGCUACAUCGAAUAUUGAUUGUAAGAACAUACAGUAAAUUUCUUACAAAAUAAAA
Molecule: messenger RNA, 1954 nt
Organism: Wasmannia auropunctata (little fire ant)
Lineage: Eukaryota; Metazoa; Arthropoda; Insecta; Hymenoptera; Formicidae
Product: poly [ADP-ribose] polymerase-like
Exons: 4
Coding region: 111-1586 (491 amino acids)
Molecular function (GO): DNA binding; zinc ion binding
Source: RefSeq, a predicted model, not a curated record